This is a messenger RNA of Paecilomyces variotii, 1330 nucleotides long. RefSeq lists its product as hypothetical. The record is from RefSeq and is a predicted model, not a curated record. NCBI's taxonomy places the organism in Eukaryota, Fungi, Ascomycota, Eurotiomycetes, Eurotiales, Thermoascaceae. Bases 411 to 1202 code for a protein of 263 amino acids. Gene Ontology annotation, biological process: box C/D snoRNP assembly. The transcript is spliced from 2 exons.
CAGAGGUAAAGAAAGUAACGGAGGGCGUUAAGGCGAACCAUGGAUCACCGGCCCAUAGUAAGCAUGAGGGGUAGUACUCACCUCUGGAUCAACGCUCUGUAUCUCGAAGCUGGUUUUCGCAAGAUUUCUCCUGUCAUCCAGUUGCUGUGAGAGCAGUCAGGAUACGCAAAAGAAAAAGAGAAAAGAGAAAAAACAGACAUGCGCUGGGGAAGACGAGCAUCAGGGUCUCGUUCGUAGUCGAAACAACCGCCGUGGGACGGGCAUACCACGCCUUAGCCCAAGACAAGCCAGGAGACGAUCGACCCGGUUGAAACUCAAGAGAACAAGAACCCCCAAUAGCCGCAAACUCCACCGCCGCAGACGAAACCCCGAACUCACGCCCCCAACAGAGCCGCGACGAGUCAAUUCAUAUGGAUGAAACUAGCAGAAAGCGCCCGCUGGAGGAUGAUGACCCUUCUUCCACCGUCUCGCCCUCAAAACGCUCCAGGGCACCCGCCCCCAGCGGCCGAGCGCGAAGACAAAGUCUCAGCUCCGACUCCAGCUCGUCUACUGACACAACCUCCACAGUAAGCUCCCGUGACGACUCUUCCGAGAAGGAGAGCUCGAGCGCGGAAGAGGACAGCGAUGAUGAAAGCACUUCUUCCGAAGGCACAACUUCCUCAUCCACGUCCUCGUCAUCCUCUUCUUCAUCGUCUUCCUCUUCCUCCGAAAGUGGGAAUGGUGGCGAAAGGCGGAUAGAAGACGCUGAAGAUGACAUCGAUGAGUCGGACGACAGCUCCGAUGAUGAGGUUUCUAUAACAAAUGUGCCAGGCAGGCCAAAACCACGAAUACAGCGAAUGAAUGGGGAUUCGAGCAUACUCUCUCGCAUCUCAAGCUUCCUACCCAAGCUGAAAGCUGCGAACGACGAUCUGCAGCGAAAUCUCGAGGCUGGGAAAUCCAAGGAUAUAGUCAUGGACGACGUGGAUGAGGAGAAUGAGGGACAGUAUAUAGAAAUGAAUCUUGGUUUGGGGGUCCUGGAGGGACAAGAUACUGAAGGAAACGGCGAAUCGGGUACCGAAGAGGAUAGCGAUGGCACCUCCGAUAAUGAAACAGGUCCAUCUACGAGCAGACAUCGGACACAACUGAAUAGCAAUGUCCUGGAUAAGCUGAUGGGCAAGAAGACAAAGCUGAAAGGACCGGCUAUUGAGGAAAUGGAAGACUAACAGCUUCUUUGCCAAAAGAGACUGUUCAUCUGCAGUAAAACCAGCUCCCUCCUGAGAACCCUUCCAUCUAGAGCAUCAUGAGCGAUGUUUUCUCAAGUGCAUUUGGAUCAGAACCUCGUCAGAAGAUC